UUUUACAGAUAAAAUGAGCCAAAAAAGAUAUUUAGCCCAGACUGAAAAGUCCAAAUUGUUAAAUGCCCAUGAGAAGAAUGCAAUACUAAUGCAUUACAAGAAUUUGCAAAGUUAAGGCUUGACCAUUGGACAGAGAAAUGCUUGUUGAGUCUGCAUGGUCAGAAAAAACAGGUGGAGAAGAAAAGAUGUAUGUUAACUGCAAAAGAAUUAGGAAUUAAGGUGAAGAAUUAGGUGUGACACCAUCAGGAACCGUUUAGUCUCCAGCGCCACCAUUUUCCAGAACUGCAACCUACCUGGAGUCUUCAGAAGUGCAAUGUGUCAGGUUCUCAGAGACUUUGCUUGGCUUUAGAGACAGAUAAGUUGAGAGUGACUCUUGAAGGACAAGCAUCACAUCCUCUUGUACCUCUGAUUCAAGAAUUUAUCUUCCAAAAUCUGGCAUAACAUUUGAUGAUCUUGCAUCCAACCUGUGACCAUGUCGGAUGCGUUAGCAGAAAGUAAGAGCGCAUAAAAUGAAUGGUUAAACCACAUUUGAAGCUUUGGAGAAUCGCCCUGUGCGUUUGUGAUGAUAACAUGAGCAUGUAUAAAUCAGGUUUGGAAAUGCUCAGAUGUGCUCUGAGAUCCACGUCACUGUGGAAAUGCGAAUCUUUUGUAAGGACACAGGCGUCUUUAUAUCAUAAAAGCAGAAGCUUUGCUUUGUCAUCUCCGCUGGGGCGAAAAAGCACACAAGGACACGCAAUAAAACAAGUCCGGUAUUACUGUCAGAGCAGUGAAGAAGUUCUUAAUGUUCAGAUUAAACAAACUACCCCCUCUCCAGAGACCAGUGGACUUGCAGAUAAAACAGAAAGGACUCCUUUCUACGCACAUUUGCAGAACUGUUUGGGCCCCACUGAUGUGCUGGACACGCUGAAGCAGUUCCCAGCGUCGCAGCAGCACAUCAGCAGCAUCUUCUCACGCAUGUGGGAGAGCUCAAAGAAGAUGACGGACGAGCAGCGGCGCUGUGAGCUGCAGCUGAUGUUUGAGCACCCGGUGUUUGAGGAAGUGUGUGAACGGGCCGUGACGGACGCCUGGCGCAUGAGGAGCGAAGAUCUUGCCUACAGUCUGCUGGCCAUCGUCAAUCUGGGAGUUUCACAAAACACACGGCUUGUGCAGACGCUGCUACGUGUGAUACAAGAACGGCUGAAUCAGUUUGAUAUAAGAUCUCUUUCGGUGUUGGCUUCCAGUAUUCGGGAGAUGGAGAACAGUAGGAACGUUCAGGCCCUAAGAGAGGCUUUAAGGCUGUUGCUGAAGGAUCGUAUUCCUGAGAUCCAGAAUGUGGUUGUCCUGCAGAGCAUGAUGCGCGCAGUGGGAAAAAACUCUCCGAUACCUCUGAAGAAAGAGCUGGCGACCAAAGCUCUGUCACUGGCAGAUGAGUUUAGUCCACCCAACACCCAGUACAUGUUCUCCAGCCUAGCUGCCAUGGGUCUGAACUUUAAACCUCUGCUGGAUGUCUGCAGCAAGAAGAUAGCUGAAAAUGUGCAUGAAUUUCCCUUCAAUAGACUUCUUUCGGUACUGAAGUCCUGCCAUGAGCUUCACUACAGGAACUACACCCUCUUUAACUCCAUCUCUGACUACAUAGCCAGCACAUUUGAUAUGUGGUCCAACAAACAGGUGAUUCUCUUUCUAGUAACAUUUGAGAAUCUCUUGUUCAGACCUGUGGUCCUGUUGGACGCAUUUGCGGAGAGAAUCAUCCAGAAGUCUGAAAGUCUGACCCUGAAAGACCUUCUUUCGGUUUUGAAAGUGUUUUCGCUCCUCAAUCAUGACCUGAAAGAGAAAAAAACAGAGUUUCUGGCCAGUGUAACUACAGUCUUGGAGUCCUACCUUCCAAAGAUGUCUCCCACAGACCUACUGAAAGCCGUCCACUAUCUUGCAAUGCUGGAGCACUUCCCACAAACCCCACUGGAGAAACUGCUACAGAAGGACACACUGGACCAGCUACUAGAGAAAGGCAAACAGUCGGAUAAGAUUCAGAGGUGGCUGCACACGUUGGAUCUGUGUUUGCGACUGGAUAAACAUCAGUUGCCGUCCUCCCUGACUUCUAUCCCAGAGUUGCACAUCAGAGCUCCUGCUCACGAGGUCACAGUCAACCAAGAAAUACUCAGGGCAGUCAGGAGCAUUGUGGGAAAUGAUGCAGUUCAGGAUAGUGUCCUGGAGCAGAGCAUUUAUUUCAUUGACUGUGUGAUUACACUGCCUCAUCAAGCGGAAGAAACCUGUGGCAGUGCAGAGGAUUCUGGAUCACCUGAAUGUACCCAAAGGAUUGCGGUGGUCUGUGCCUCUCCUGCUUCGUUUUGCUUUGGUACAACACAUCCUCGAGCCAACCUGGCUAUCAGACUUCACCAUCUUGAAAAACUUGGUUAUAAACCUGCUUUGGUUCCUGUCCUGGAGCUCAACUCUAAAACUGAGGAAGAGAAGAUUAAGAUGCUACAAAAGCUCAUUUUUCCAGCACAGGAAUCCACUGGAACGCAGGAAAUACCAACAGUGCAAAAACAGAGUGAAAUUCACUGUUCCUAAGCAAUUCUGUGGUGUUUUUCUUUUUCCCUCAUGCAUGGUUUUUUGAUUUUACUCAGAGGUGGAUAUAUGAUGCAUACUAUUUAUUGAUGUAUAAUAUCAAUAUUGUACAGUUAUGUAUUCUUCCUCAAACACACCGACUGAUUGAAACUAAUGAAAGAAUAAAUAUGAAGUGAUUUUUUUAAUAAAAAAAAAUGACUUGAA
This is a messenger RNA of Labeo rohita (rohu), 2748 nucleotides long. RefSeq names its product FAST kinase domains 2 (gene fastkd2). Lineage: Eukaryota; Metazoa; Chordata; Actinopteri; Cypriniformes; Cyprinidae. The transcript is spliced from 14 exons. Gene Ontology annotation, cellular component: ribonucleoprotein granule; mitochondrial matrix. The coding region runs from base 514 to 2547 and encodes 677 amino acids. Gene Ontology annotation, molecular function: RNA binding. The record is from RefSeq and is a predicted model, not a curated record. Gene Ontology annotation, biological process: regulation of mitochondrial mRNA stability; mitochondrial RNA processing.